UCUCGCUCCGCUCGCAGCAAAAGCAUAACGAUGGCAGAAGUGGCUCCCGCUCCGGCCGCCGCCGCACCGGCCAAAGCUCCCAAGAAGAAAAGUGCCGCCCGGCCCAAGAAAGCCGGCCCCAGCGUCGGCGAACUCAUCGUCAAGGCUGUUUCGCAGUCUAAGGAGAGGAGCGGCGUGUCUCUCGCCGCUCUCAAGAAAGCCCUGGCUGCCGGCGGCUACGACGUGGAGAAGAACAACUCUCGCGUCAAGAUCGCUGUCAAGAGCCUCGUGACGAAGGGCACUCUGGUGCAGACCAAAGGUACCGGCGCCUCCGGCUCCUUCAAGCUCAACAAGAAACAAGCCGAGCCCAAGCAGAAGCCGGCAAAGAAAGCGGCGCCAAAGGCCAAAAAGGCGGCCGCCAAAAAGCCCGCCGCUGCUAAGAAGCCUAAGAAGGUUGCGGCGAAGAAGCCCGCAGCCGCCAAGAAAUCGCCGAAGAAAGCCAAGAAGCCCGCGGCCGCCAAGAAAGUCGCCAAGUCUCCAAAGAAAGCCAAGAAGCCGGCGGCCCCGAAAAAGGCGGCCAAGAGCCCGAAGAAAGCGAAGGCGGUCAAGCCCAAAGCGGUCAAGCCCAAAGCAGCCAAGCCCAAGGCGGCGAAAAAGGCCGCCCCCAAGAAGAAGUAAACACGCCGAUUUACCUUGGUGUCCUGUUUUUCCA
This is a messenger RNA of Colossoma macropomum (tambaqui), 691 nucleotides long. Its product is annotated as histone H1-like. Bases 31 to 657 code for a protein of 208 amino acids. NCBI's taxonomy places the organism in Eukaryota, Metazoa, Chordata, Actinopteri, Characiformes, Serrasalmidae. Gene Ontology annotation, biological process: nucleosome assembly. The record is from RefSeq and is a predicted model, not a curated record. Gene Ontology annotation, cellular component: nucleosome. Gene Ontology annotation, molecular function: DNA binding; structural constituent of chromatin. The transcript has a single exon.